UCGCCCUGUUCUGCUCUCUUUUAAGGCAGAACCCUCUCUCUCUCUCUCUCUCUCUCUCUGAAUCAUGGAUUCUGAUGGAUGCUUCGGUUGCAAACAAAGAAUCACGGAGAUCGGAGACACCCAAGAGUCUCUCACACCAUCUCCCCCGUCACUGCAAUCGUCCACUCCUCUUUAUCCCCAGGAAAAUAAAGAAGAGCAAGGGAUUGCUGAGAACAAGAAGCUGAGCUUCCUUCCUGACUCCAAGAAGGCAAGCUGUUCUCAUCUUGAGGCAUCUCAGAUCAUAACUGAAGAAAAUCAAGAACUGGAUUUUACUUCUUUUGCUCGACAAAGUCGAGAAGUGUUGGGUUCUUUGGUUUCUGGUAAUGGGGGUUUGAGGAAAAUGGUCGAGGAUUUUGGUCAAGGCGUGGAAAAGAUUGAGGAUUUCAAAGGAAAGCACGAAAAGGUUGGUUCUGUGAAGGGUGAGGAUGAAGAGAGUUUCAAAGAAAGCUCUUCGUCUGGUUUUACUGAAAAGAAAGAGGAGGCCUUUGUGAUAAACGAAGUGGGUGCCGAGGUGGGCUCUUCUGUUAAAGAAGUUAACGACGAAUCGCCAAAAGAAAUGGAAUCUCGAAGUCUCUUGGAAGUGAAAAAGAAACAACUUUUGGAGGAGCUUGAAGUUGUGUUGAUGGCUGAAGAUAAAACGCAUUCGGGAAAAGUCUCUGAUUUUGAGGGUUCUUUGAAGAUUGAAGUAAUCGAUCAAACGGCAUUGAUUAAAUUCAAUGACCACUGUGCAGGGAGGAAAGAGAACAAGGAUGUGAAACAAGAAGUGGAUGGAAAGAAGGUGAGGAGGUCACGUAGAAAGGCUAAAAAGGAUUUCGAGUUGAAUGGGAGGCCCAAGAAUGUCCUUGUGAAGGGUCAAAAUGAAAAUGGGUGUAGAAACAAUGGGGAUGGAACCAAGAAGGUAUACUCGAGGAAGGAGAUGGAGGCCCUGAGGUUUGUAAAUAUUGUAGAGCAACGGGAAAUCUGGAAAGAGAUAUACAACAUGCUCGGGGCUGCUGUUGCGAGGGAGUACGAUGACUUGGCAAGCUCUAAGAAUCAGAAGCAUAUCCACUUGAAUCUUGAUCCUCGGCCUCGCUUCGCGAAGAAGGAAGGGGCCCCUGCGAUUCUCAGGGAAGCAUGUGCUGAAAAUAUGGAUUGUGGCCUUAUAAGCAUGGAAAAUAAUGAAACAGAGAGUCUGUUUCUCGUGGAUCCCUCUUGUUGUCCGAAUGUUAGUGAUGGAGAUGGCUACACAGGUCUAGAAAAAGAGAACAGUGAAGAUGAUGACAGUGAUGAAGAUUUUGCAAGCAUACAGAAACCUGCCUUUUCAGUUGAAGGAGAACCCAAUUUUGAGUCUGGUCCUCCAGAAGAUGGAUUAGAAUAUUUGAGGCGUGUUAGGUGGGAAGCUGCUCAGAUUCCAAAAGUGAAGGUAGCCAAGUUUGAUGGGAGUAAAUUUAACAAAGAACAGAGUGUUUAUAUGCCCCAGAUUCCAGAUAUUGCCCAGUGUCCUGAACAUCUACUACCAUUGAAACAAUGGGAGGAUUCAUUUCUUGCUGAUUUUUCAGAGCUACGGCUGGCCCUGUCACGUCUUGAAGGUUCUAGUGAAAAGCUGCAAUCUUUGGAUAAUAUUCACAAAACUUUGGAUACCGACACUGUCCAUUCAAAUCAGUCUCAUGAUUCUUCCAGGCCUCAAUGUACUGUCGAUGACCCAUCAAUAUUUACUGCUGAAGAUGUUGAGAACUCUCAACCUUUGGGAUACCCAAAGACUCUUGCUGAAAAUUCCGGCCCUUUCUUGUCUGUGAUUUUAAGAAUGGACUCGGUAACUCGAGUUUCAACAUUGAGAAAAUGCAUAAGCUCAGUAGAGAACAUGAAUGCUCUGUCAAGAAAUGAUUGUUUGUGGCUGUUUGCCCUAUGUGCUGCUGUUGAUACUCCGUUAGAUGCUGACACUUGUGCUGCCCUUCGGAGCAUGCUUCGGAAGUGCGCUACAUUGCGAGCUGUGAAGACUGAACUUGACGAUGAGGUUGUAAUGCUAAAUAUUCUGGCCACAGUUGCAGGCAGGUAUUUUGGGCAGUCAGGAAGGUGAAAUGUCCUGGUAACUAUUAUCUGUUUUGCUAAUCAUAAAAGUUUGUUGAGCAAACUGAGACUUAAGGCAAUUAUUAUAAAAGUUUUCUCCCAUGCAAGAAGAUAUAAACAUCCAAACUCCUAAACUAACCCUCCAAAAUUUCCUAAGUUUCACCAAUAUAUUGCAGUUAGGCGGAUUGGUUUUCUCAU
Messenger RNA from Juglans regia (Persian walnut), 2283 nucleotides. RefSeq lists its product as uncharacterized. Gene Ontology annotation, biological process: spliceosomal snRNP assembly. Bases 65 to 2095 code for a protein of 676 amino acids. The record is from RefSeq and is a predicted model, not a curated record. Gene Ontology annotation, cellular component: nucleus; SMN complex. The transcript is spliced from 4 exons. NCBI's taxonomy places the organism in Eukaryota, Viridiplantae, Streptophyta, Magnoliopsida, Fagales, Juglandaceae.